AUGGACGAAAGCCCGGCAAACUACUUGAGCUGGGGUGCGGAUGGCCGCUUCAUCAUCCAACGUGGGCCCGACGAUCAAGAGCAGCAACGAGAGGAACUCGGCAUGGCUUCGUCCGAGCAGCGACAGGACGAAAGGUCGACCGAACGCGCUCAGCCUCAGGAAGCGAGAGGAAGGCCUCGAGAGCAAGAUGAAUCGCCAUCCAGCCCUGAUCGACCGCAUCAACGUCAGAGACAGUCGCCGGGACAAGCACGCGCGCCCGAAGACUCCAUCGACCGCAUUGAGCCUCGACACCGACGCUUGAUUCCGAUCGCCCAACAGAUGCUUCGUCAAUUUCUGCUCGAGCGCCACUGGCCUGACGUGGCAUGCGAGGACUGCAUGACGAGGAACAUUCCGUGCGUAAAGCCCAAGGCCAACAGCACCUACGAGAAGUGCAAGAAUUGUUCGGACAGAGGCGUACGUUGCACCCUCAAGUGGAUACUGGAUCGUCGCUCGGUCAGCAAGAUCUCCGACCUUACUCGAAGCGGAGCCAUGUCGAGAGAAGAGGCAGAACGCAUCGUUUACGGUCCAACUGGACAGCUAGGAGGACGCUGGGAUCGCUGCAAGACCUAUCCACCUAUGCCAGCAGAGCAGCCCCUACCGUACGAUCCCUUGCAGCCAGUCCGCAGCAAUUCUCACAUCCCUUUGAUGGCAGGUCCUCGAACUAGGUCUUCACACCGCUCUCCUUCCGAUCUCAUUGCUUGGCCUCAGAGCAGCGACAAUAUCACCCAAGCCGUCGUUGCGGCCAUGCGAAGGAUGGUCGAUCGGUAUCACGCGAUGCAACCAGGCGCAAGUGAUAGCCAAGUAGCUCGGCUGCAUGAUAGGCUGGCGCAAGAUGUAUGGGAAGCGAUGAGUCUUCCAGGCAGGUGGAAUGACCCCCUGCUGUAG
Molecule: messenger RNA, 924 nt
Organism: Moesziomyces antarcticus
Lineage: Eukaryota; Fungi; Basidiomycota; Ustilaginomycetes; Ustilaginales; Ustilaginaceae
Exons: 1
Coding region: 1-924 (307 amino acids)
Source: RefSeq, a predicted model, not a curated record